Cyprinodon variegatus (sheepshead minnow) is the source of this 3053-nucleotide messenger RNA. Its product is annotated as amyloid beta A4 precursor protein-binding family A member 3-like. NCBI's taxonomy places the organism in Eukaryota, Metazoa, Chordata, Actinopteri, Cyprinodontiformes, Cyprinodontidae. Gene Ontology annotation, cellular component: dendritic spine; cytoplasm; plasma membrane. Bases 339 to 2423 code for a protein of 694 amino acids. The record is from RefSeq and is a predicted model, not a curated record. Gene Ontology annotation, biological process: chemical synaptic transmission. Gene Ontology annotation, molecular function: amyloid-beta binding; protein binding. The transcript has 11 exons.
GAGUGGCAGCCAAUAAAUAAAAGCAGUAACUCGACAGCAGCACUAGCUUGAAAAAGUCAAAUAGGUUCACCCCAUUAAAGUAUAAUGCGCACUUUCUCCGUUAAAUCGCCAUUUUUAUCGCUUGCGUUAAUAGUAUGACGAAAAAAAUCUUAAAAGAAGUUUUAGAGAGGGUUCAAAUUCCUAAACACGUCAACUCUUCUGUCGUGGCAGCCAAAGUUGUCUCUAUCAGAAGAAAAGAGGAAAUAUUUUCAGCAUUCGGGACCCUUCCAGAUAAUUCUGCCACAUUGUGAUCAGAGCCAGGAUUCUGCUCUGUUAUGCCAUCCUCCUCGUGAAACAAGAUGGACUCUGACUGCUUCCUGGCUGAUCAGCCUGCAUGUUCGUAUGCAGCUGCCCCAAUGUCUGAUUCUGACACUGUUAUUCCUGGAGCCUCAGGAGGGGAAGUUGGUGGGCCUCCAGGGGUGGAGGAUCUUGAUGUCUACAGUCUGAUUGAGCCUCCUCCUCUGGACUGGAGGUCAGACUCUUCCAGUGAGGCAGCUUCUGCUCAUGAUCUGGAAGACCCCAGAGAUCCCCCCUCUGCUGAACUUCUGGAUUUGACCAGUCCUGAAGACUCAGGAUCUCCCCCGUUGAUUGGAGGAGACUCGUUGACCGCAGUCCAGUCGUACCAACAGGUGCUUCUAGGAAAUGCAGCAGAUUCAUGUCAGGAUUUAGAAGUUAAAGAAGAAGCUGGGGGUGCUCCUGCUGGAGAGGAAAUGACCCAUGAGAUUUUAAGAGAUAUUGAGAAGGAGGUUGGUAAAGAAGAGACUGAGGAUUCCAACAGGAAAUCAGGUGAUGAGGAUCACAGCCAUAUUCAGGCUUUGCUCAGCCAGCUUCAGAUGAUGGACAAAGAACCCCAUGGCUGUCACUAUUCCAGCCUGUCUGAACAGGAAGUCUGCCGCCACUCCAUGCUAACGAAUAAUACUGAAGCAACAGGACUGCUUUUCUCUGAAAGCCACCAUAGAGAUCUGCUUGGACUGCUGCAGUGCACAGCCAUCACUUCUGCGCCCCAUCCUUCCCUUCAGGCCCACUUUGGUCAGAGGGACGGUGUACUCCCAGUUUCCUAUGGCCAGGCGGACUCUCCGAGAUGCUGGAGGCAAAGCUCCAGUUGCCAGCGGCACAGAGAAGACUCCAUCACAUCUCUGCCUGACGAUGAAUACCCUGAGCCUGUAUGGAUGAAGGUUGGAGAGGAGCCGCCAGAGGAGGAGUCAGGAGCAGAUGGUGAAGAGGCUGCUGAUGACACCCCCUCAUAUAAAGAUGUUCCUGGUCCUUGUGACCCAGAGGACCUGUUGGACGGAGUCAUCUUUGGUGCCAAGUACCUGGGCUCCACUCAGAUCAAAUCAGACAGGAACCCUUCCACAAACGCUCGCAUGACCCAGGCUCAGGAGGCUGUUGAUAGGAUAAAGGCUCCAGAGGGAGAGUCUCAGCCAAUGACUGAAGUGGAUCUGUUCAUCUCCACUAAACGAAUCAAAGUGCUCACAGCUGACACACAGGAAGCUAUGAUGGAUCACUCUCUGCAGACGAUUUCUUACAUAGCAGACAUUGGGGACAUUGUGGUCCUAAUGGCACGGAGGAAACUUAAAGGACAGGAUGGGGAGGCUGCAUCCCACGCUUCAUCUCAAAAGAAGUGCCUGAUGAUCUGCCAUGUGUUCUCCUCUGAGGAUGCUCAGGUCAUAGCUCAGGCGAUUGGACAGGCUUUUGGAGUGGCCUACCAGCAGUUCCUUCAGACCAAUGGCAUCAAGGCAAGCGAUCUGAAACCAGGCGAAUACAGCAACUACCUGGAUAGCCAAGAACUCUACAACGGAGACCUGGCCCACUUCUCAGACUCUCAGAACCUUCGAGAGAUAGCUAUCACUAAGGCUGCUGGCGAGAUCCUGGGGCUGGCCGUGGUGGAGUCGGGUUGGGGCUCCAUCCUGCCCACUGUGGUGGUGGCCAACCUUCUCCAUGGGGGUCCAGCAGAGCGCUGUGGUGAGCUCAGCAUUGGUGAUCGCAUCAUGUCUGUCAAUGGAACCAGCUUAGUCGGUCUGCCCAUCACCACCUGCCAAAACAUCCUCCGGGACCUUAAGAGCCAAAAGUAUGUGAAGCUCAGCAUCGUCCACUGCCCUCCAGUCACCAUGGCGAUCAUAAAGAGACCCGAUCCCAAGUAUCAGCUUGGCUUCAGCGUGGACGAUGGCAUUAUUUGCAGUCUGAUGAGAGGGGGUAUCGCAGAGAGAGGGGGGAUCCGUGUUGGACACCGCAUCAUUGAAAUCAAUGGGCAAAGUGUUGUUGCUACUUCCCACGACAAGAUCAUCCAGAUCCUGACAAAUGCGGUUGGAGAGAUUCAUUUGAAGACGAUGCCUGCUUCAACGUAUCGACUGCUAACGGGACAGGAGCAGCCGGUGUUUCUUUGAGCACUCCUCCUGCUUCACAAGGAUGUUUUAUCGAAGUGUUUAAGCUACAUAAGCUUCCGCCAAACUAUAUAAUAUGCAAUUUGAAUCGCACAUCUGUUGUCAUAGUGCAGCCACUGUUCAACAAAUCAGACUAGCUGUGUCUUUGAUAUUUUAAUAUGACAGCAAUAUUUAAAAUAUAAGAGUUAGAGGAUUUAAUUGUUUUUAUUUAUUAGAUUUUUUAGAAUGGGUAAUUUUUUUGUUUUUUUUAACUUGGAUGCUCACUCCAUCAACUUAGACAAUGGUAAGAAUAAUCAGGUAAAGUGCGCCUGAGUCUUCCAGCCUUACAUGCUUUCUGAGGAAAUCUUUUAUAAACCUACUUGAAGAAGUGACCUAAUUGAAUCAAGAUAAAGGUCUGAGUGUUUUAGUGUGACAUCCUGUUCAUCAUGUUUUUAUGCACAUCAGCUGUCUACCCAUCACAAACGUUAGUGAAGAUUGCGUCUUCGUGCAGUGUUUCACUAACGUGUCGGGUCUUUCCUCGAUUUAAGGUCAAUGCCUAAUUUCAUAGAGAUAUAAAUAUGUUUGUAUGUUUCAUGCUGAUAUGGAUGCUCAAUAAAAUGUUUAUUAAUAUAACUUUUGAGAAUCUGUGAAUGC